Messenger RNA from Medioppia subpectinata, 1886 nucleotides. The record is from the annotation of a GenBank genome assembly. NCBI's taxonomy places the organism in Eukaryota, Metazoa, Arthropoda, Arachnida, Sarcoptiformes, Oppiidae.
AUUAGAGGGCAUUUGUGUAUUACUUGUCAUUGAAUUAAGUGGUGAUUGUGUGACACAAUUGGUGCCAAACUUACAUCGUUUAGUCCUCACGCCCUCCAGACACUCGUCCUCCGCAGCAAUCGCGCCAUGACUUCGCUGUCCAUCGCAACGGUUCCCACCAAACCAUUCGACGGCCAAAAGCCGGGCACAAGUGGUCUCCGGAAAUCAGUGCAAACUUUUAUGCAAAACAAUUACAGCGAAAAUUUCAUACAAUGUAUUGUGAAUGCGGCCGAAGACAAGACCAAACUCGUGGUGGGAGGCGACGGCCGAUACCAUAACAGUCACGUCGUGCAGACAAUUAUAGCCAUUUGUGCCGCCAAUCAUGUAAAGCAUGUAAUCGUUGGCCAAAACGGCAUUUUGUCGACUCCGGCCGUAUCGGCGCUCAUUAGGAAACGGCAAACAAAUGGUGGCAUUAUAUUGACGGCCAGUCAUAACCCGGGCGGACCUAAUGGCGACUUUGGCAUCAAAUUCAACACAUCCAAUGGCGGACCGGCGCCCGAAUCGGUUACAAACCAGAUCUACGAAUUGACCAAAAGUGUGACCCAAUACCAGAUCGUGAAGGACUUGAAAGUCGAUGUCUCCAAACUCGGUGUUCAGACAUUUGACGUUUCGGGCAAUCAGUUUACGGUCGAAGUCGUCGAUCCCGUCGACGAUUACUUGCAACUAAUGAAAGAGAUAUUUGAUUUCAAUGCAAUCAAAUCAUACUUGUCUUCGAGUGGUCUGAAGAUAUUGAUCGAUGCGAUGAACGGAGUGAUGGGUCCGUACGUUAAUCGUGUACUCAUCCAAGAAUUGGGCGCUCCGUCUGAUUCUGCCAUUAGAUGCGAGUCGUUGGAAGACUUUGGUGGACACCAUCCCGACCCUAAUCUCACUUAUGCCGCAGAUUUAGUCAAGAGAUUAGAGUCAGGAGAUUACGGCUUUGGGGCCGCUUUUGAUGGCGACGGCGACCGGAAUAUGAUUUUAGGCAAAAAUGCAUUUUUUGUCACUCCUUCUGACUCUUUGGCCGUUUUGGCCGAUCAUUUGGAUUGCAUUCCUUACUUCCAAAAGGGAGGCAUCAAAGGAUUCGCCCGAAGUAUGCCGACUGCCGGUGCUGUGGAUCGGGUGGCACUCAAAAGCAAUAAAGAAGUGUUUGAAACGCCCACCGGUUGGAAGUUUUUCGGCAAUCUUAUGGACGCUCAACGACUGUCCCUUUGCGGCGAAGAGAGUUUCGGAACCGGUUCUGAUCACAUCAGGGAAAAGGAUGGUCUUUGGGCAGUACUCGCGUGGCUUUCCGUUUUGGCCAACACUAAGAAGUCUGUCGAAGAAAUUCUUGUCAAUCAUUGGAAUAAAUUCGGUCGCAAUUUCUUUACUCGAUAUGAUUACGAAAAUUGUGAAUCCAAUCCAUCAAAUGAAAUGAUGACCGAAUUGGAGAAAGUGUUGUCCGCACCGGACUUUGUGGGCAAAGAGUUUAAAUCUGGUGCUAAAGAGUAUACCAUUUCAGUGGCCGACAAUUUCUCUUACAAAGACCCGAUCGACGCGAGUCUGACUACAAAACAAGGCAUUCGUAUUAUUUUCACCGACGGAUCCAGAAUUAUAUACCGAUUGAGUGGAACCGGGAGUUCGGGCGCCACUAUUCGCCUGUAUGUCGACUGUUAUGAAAGCGAGAGUUCGUCUGAGUUGAGAGCAGACGCCCAACAGGUCCUGAAGCCACUCAUUGACAUCGCUUUGCGAAUCUCUAAACUCAAAGAAUACACGGGAAGGGAUGCGCCCACUGUUAUCACGUAAAUCAGCAAUAAUUGUUUGCCAACUAUUAUAGUCUUUAUUUACAAAACGAAUCGCUAAUAAUUUACAAAUUGUUUUCUUAUAAAUGC